UCCUUCGGGUUACUAUGACGCUAACUUUGAAGCGGCUUCUAUUGGAUACUAAUCCACGCUCCGAACGGUUCCUGUGACAAUAGUCGCGGCUAGCAAGAUGCCGCCUGCGGAGAUGUGCGUUGCGAUAUUUAGGAUGGCAUAGCCGCUGCGAGAUUUGACAUCUUCUCGACUUAGUUGUUUCUCCUCAUUCAACCAAAAGCACCGCAGUGUGCUAUGUCUCCAUCAACUGACCGGAAGCGCGCCGUGCGCAUUGCAGGAUGCUCAGGUGGCUUCACAGACAGAUCGAUGGCCAUCACGCGGAUGGCCGGUGAUCCUGAAGUCGAUGUGGUUAUGGGGGAUUGGCUUUCUGAAAUGACAAUGACCGUUCAUGGCAGUGGCAAAGUAAAAAGAUUAGCAUCUGCCGAAGACCAAGCCAAACUUCCGCUAGAAGAACGGAAGAAGUCCGCCAUGUACGCCGAUACCUUCAUCCAAUGCUUUGAGCCUGCAAUUCCAAAUCUUGUCAGAAACAAGACUAAACUCGCGGUCAAUGCGGGUGCGUCAGACACGGAAUUGCUGGCUGAAGUUGUCAUCGAUAUGUUGAAGAAGCAGGAUGCGGGCCACCUCAAAGUAGCCUGGAUUGAGGGCGACGACGUAACAGGGCAAGUGAAUAGUUUAAUUGAAAAGGGCGAGAAGUUCGAGAGCUUGAUGCACGGCAAGAAAUUAGAAGAGUGGGGAAUGGACCCGAUAUGUGCGCAAGCGUAUCUGGGAGGCCUUUGCAUUGCGGAAGCGUUCAAGCAGGGUGCCGAUAUUGUGAUAGCAGGAAGAGUAGCCGACGCUGCACCAGUUAUAGGCGCUGCGGCAUGGUGGCAUGACUGGCAGAACGACCAGUUCGAUCAACUCGCUGGAGCACUUGUUGCUGGUCAUUUGAUUGAAUGCUCAUCUUACGUCUGCGGUGGUUACUACUCCAUGUUCAAAGACCUGAUCAAGACCGGAAAACAUGUAAAUAUGGGGUUUCCGAUCGCCGAGGUCGAAUUCGACGGAACUUUCAAUAUCGCGAAAGAAAAGGAUAGUGGCGGCUGUGUGACUGUCGCAUCAUGUGCUUCCCAGUUACUCUAUGAGAUCCAGGGUCCUUUAUACUACAAUUGCGAUGUUACUGCAGAUCUCACAGGUAUCAAGAUGGUACAGAUAGGAGAAGACCUUGUGCGCGUCACAAAUGUCAAGGGCCUUCCACCACCCCCAACAACAAAAGUUGGAAUCACGGCCCCUGCGGGAUUCCAAUGUGAAUGGCAUUUCUUCAUGUGUGGACUUGACAUCGAGGAGAAGUGUAGGAUUACCGAAGAUCAGAUUCGAUAUGCCAUGGGAGAGAACAUCAAUCGAUUCAGCACACUCAAAUUCCACCAGAACGGAUCAUCCCCCAUCGACGCCUACAACCAGGAUGUGGCAACCGUCGACUUCCGCUGCUUCGCGCAGACAUCUGAUCCUGAGGUUGUGCGUCCAGAUAUCCCCAACGGCUUCAAUCGCUGGUGUCUUGAAGUUUUUCUGCAAUCUGCGCCUGGCCUUUCGCUCUCAAAUGAUCUGCGCCAGAUUGUGCCGAAGCCGUAUUAUGAAUACUGGGUGACGCUGCUGCCCCAAACAGAGCUUCCUCUGAAGGUACACUUCGAAUGGGACAACAAGAAGUCGCUUGAGCUUCCUGCGCCCAGAGUUACAAAGCAAUAUAGUAGACAACAGGAAAGUUACGAUACCGCUUCGCCGGCUGACUUGUGUUCCUUUGGAGAAACGGUUCGGGCGCCUCUUGGAUACAUAGUCGCAGGGCGAUCUGGUGACAAAGCAUCAGAUUGCAACUGUGGAUUUUUCGUUCGUGACGAUGACGAGUGGGACUGGUUGAGGAGUUUCAUGACAAUUGAGCGCGUAAAGCAAUUGCUAGGGCCCGAGGAGUACAAAGGCAAGCCGAUCGAUCGAUUUGAGAUACCAGGUAUCCGGGCUGUGCACUUCCUCCUCCACGAUCACCUGGACCGGGGCUACAAUGCCUGUAGUAAUUACGAUACGCUGGGAAAAAAUGCUAUGGAAUACAUACGCGCAAAGACCGUCGAUCUUCCCAAGAAAUUUCUCGAUCGCGGCAAGAUAUGAGGU
Molecule: messenger RNA, 2109 nt
Organism: Periconia digitata
Lineage: Eukaryota; Fungi; Ascomycota; Dothideomycetes; Pleosporales; Periconiaceae
Source: the annotation of a GenBank genome assembly